This is a messenger RNA of Monodelphis domestica (gray short-tailed opossum), 27204 nucleotides long. RefSeq names its product purine rich element binding protein G (gene PURG). Gene Ontology annotation, molecular function: DNA-binding transcription factor activity, RNA polymerase II-specific; purine-rich negative regulatory element binding; RNA polymerase II transcription regulatory region sequence-specific DNA binding. Gene Ontology annotation, cellular component: nucleus. The record is from RefSeq and is a predicted model, not a curated record. Gene Ontology annotation, biological process: regulation of transcription by RNA polymerase II. Lineage: Eukaryota; Metazoa; Chordata; Mammalia; Didelphimorphia; Didelphidae.
CACGCGCGCGCCCCUCAGGUCGACCGUGAGUUUGCUAAGCCGAAGCCUCAAACCUAGGACGGCUGACGUCAUGGGCACGCUCUCAUCGUGUGGAGCCUUCUCCGCCCCUAUAACGUCAUACGCAGGCCCCCUCCUACGCUUGCCGCCCGAGCUCUCUCGGAACAGCCCGCCGCCCGCCCCCGUACGCAAGCGUGCGCGCCCUGGCGCAGAUUCUGUGCGCGCCCCCGCCCUCCCUCCCUCCGGGGCUGAGGCGGCUCCCGGCCCGCCCGACAUCCCUCCAUCCCCGGCGGAGGAGGCGGAGCAGCGGCGAGGGAUGCUCUCGCCCGGAGGCGGAGGAGCGGUGGCGGCCAAGGGCAUCAGCGCAGAGGAGGGCAUGGCGGUAGCACGGACCUAAAGAUGGAAAGAGCUGGGAAAGGAGGAGGAGGCAGGAAUGCAGGAGGGGGUUCUGGUGUCAGCAGAAGCAGCCUUUAUCCCCAGGCCCAGCAGCAGUCCCAGUGUCCACACUACCCACCACCUGCAGGCACUGCUGUCUGCCAAACUGGGGCCACUGUGGAAAUCCAGGAGCUGGCCUCAAAGCGGGUAGACAUCCAAAAGAAGAGGUUCUACCUUGAUGUCAAGCAGAGUCCCCGUGGCAGGUUCCUCAAGAUUGCUGAGGUCUGGAUAGGCAGAGGACGUCAGGACAAUAUCCGUAAGAGCAAACUGACCCUCUCGCUGUCUGUGGCAGCAGAGCUGAAGGAGUGCCUCGGGGAUUUCAUUGAGCACUAUGCCCACCUGGGCCUGAAAGCCCACCGGCCAGAACAUGGCCACGACCAAGAACAUGAUGCCAGGAGGCGACCACAGUCCUCAGCACCAUCCCCCCCAGCCUCUGUAGUAUCCGAAGAACACCCUCACAGUGUGCUCAAGACAGACUACAUUGAAAGAGACAAUAGGAAAUACUAUCUAGACCUGAAGGAAAACCAGCGGGGCCGCUUCCUCAGGAUAAGACAGACUCUGACCCGAGGCCCUGGAGGCAUGGGUUACUUUGGUCACACCUUGGGCCAAGAACAAACAAUCGUCCUCCCAGCCCAAGGAAUGAUUGAGUUCAGAGAUGCCUUGGUCCAACUCAUUGAAGACUAUGGUAAUGGUGACUUGGAAGAACCACACAGAGGUGGGGAAGAGGAACCCCUGGAGCUCCCCGAGGGCACAUCCUUCAGGGUGGACAACAAGAGGUUCUACUUUGAUGUGGGCUCCAAUCGCUAUGGGGUUUUCCUCAAGGUAAGUGAAGUGAGACCCCCUUACCGUAACACAGUCACUGUUCCAUACAAAGCAUGGACGAGGUUUGGGGAGAAUUUUAUCAAGUACGAAGAGGAGAUGAGGAGAAUUUGCAACAGCCAUAAAGAACAGAGGAUGGAUGUCAGAAGGGACAGUGGUGAAGAACAAGAAGGUCUCGACUAGAGCCCCAGUGACCCAUCUGUCUGUCCUCCGUCUGUUGUGAUUUAGAGAAGCAUUCCUUCCUUUGAGGCCCCCCCUUUCCCAUUACAGCUCCGGUCCCUUCACUUUCAGGAAUCCAGUUGUCCUAGUUACACUACAUAGAACCCAGUAGAAGCCUCCCUGGGAGGUCGUGGGGGAAUUCCAGCCUUCCUAAAGCUGCAUCAUUAGCAGCUUCAAGCACUCAAGACUUAACCCAGGCAGGUCAGCCCAGUGGUGACAUUCUAACCUUUAGGAUUAGAGGCGAGGUUUGCGUUGAUUGCACUAUUACCCAAUCCCAAGAAGAUACCUGAGCCUACUGUAGAAGGCUGGACUUUCUACCUGACAGGUUUCCCAAAGGAGAAGUUAGUGAAAAGCUGCUAGGAUCAAGUGUAGGGAAUCUGCCACCAGAACAAUACUGGACUACCCGUCGUCUGCAUUGAUGCUCACAAGCAAAUGUAGAAAUCUUAAAACAUUUCAUUGGCUACUGAAUCUGAAAUGUUCAUACCAUACAAGGGUAGAAAUCUUGGGAGCCACCCAACUCCUUAGGAAGAUCACUGACAUACCCUAAUUGGAUGAGUAAAAAUGCCAUGGUGUUUUGUGAUUACAUCAUUGAAGAGCCUCCAUGCCCUUGACAUGCACCACCACAAAGCCAUGGGAGAAGGAUAAAGUAGGAUCCAAGUGGGUAGAGAUCAGCCCAGUAGUUAGUUACAGGACGGAUGUCAUAGAAGGAUGCCCUUCUGUGGGGACUGGAAUUUGAGAUGGAUAUUUUAAUGGUUUUUCUGAAUUUUGAAAACUAUUUUUAUAUCCUUGUUGAGUGAGGGGGAGGGGAAAAGGUGAGGGAGACUCCAUCUAGUGGCUUUGCGGUGGGAAUGUUGUCAUGGAGCAUGUUCUCCAGACCUGAGAAGAUUAAGGCUUUUCUUCUCAGAUGUUAGCUGACAUUAACGGUGGCAAGUGAAGAUCAUUUAGGCUUCUCCUUAGAAAGAGUAGUUAAGGGUUGUAACAGAUAGAUACAGAAAUACACCGUAAUUACGGACUUGAGUAGCACCUUUAUGAUUCAGCUGAUAAGGCUGUCUCAACACUUCCAAUAGAAACGUGUAAUGUACAGACUGGCUACAGCCAGAAAGAGGAUUUUCCAGACUGUGUCAUGGUGGGAGAAAGUUAUUUAAAGCUUGGUUGUAGGCACAUUUCAAAACAAAAAAUAGGUGCUUUUUCUAAAAGGUUUUCUUUACAGAAGAUCUAUCUUUUUAUCUGUUUUUAAUAUUAAUUUCUAGAAAGCCCCAGCAAUUUUUCAUCACCUAAUUGGUUGUUUUUUUUUUCCAACAAGUGAGCACAAUACACGCGUGCUCCAGCCAACUUUCUUCUAAUUGAAUGAAAUUUCAUCUCUCGCACUGCAUUUUCCUGUGAAUGAAAUGAUUGCCCUUCAUCUUGGCUUUAUUCUGCUCCCACAUCGCCUAAGAGUCAAACACUGAUUUCAGUCCCCAAAAGCUGCUCUCCGGGAUCUUUGUGAGAGCUGCUUACAGGGGCUGAGGACAGAGCAUGGCCCUUAGCAUCUGUUGUUUUUAAAAGUCUAAAAUAUUUUACAAAAAAAGUUUUGCACUAAAGUUGCUCCAGAAUGCACUUCAGUAAGAUUGAUCAGAAAAUGUCACGGUCCUGAUGGAAAGAGGAGAUUACAGAGGGUGAUGGCUCCUUUCUGUGACCCAGCAGCACUUUAGGCACUAGGGCUUAGGGACAGAUAUGGUCUAUUGCAAGGGAACCUUCCUGAGCUCAUUGCAUGUCACUGGACCAUCUGGAUCUCUUCGAGGGUAACAAUAGCCCAUUGGGCUCCUGACACAUGUGGUAGGGGUCGAGGCACUCCAAGAAGCAAGGCUGUUUUCAAGAAGUCGCAAAUGUGAGUAGAAAGAUUCUGUGACUUUGCUUAAAGUCCAGUGCCGUACACUUGGACCCCUGGCUACACAAGGCCCCUUGCCGGUGGGACGACCACCAUGUUACAUUGCAAGCUCCCACUGCUGGGGGUGACCUGGCCCAGUGGGCAUUCCUACCUAAAGUCGUCUCUUUCAAUGUUCCAGUCUAAAGCGUGUGGCGUCAGUCGAUAGUCAAUGCUUCCUCUCUUGGUUUUUUUAGUCUGAUACAGAGGAAGCAUCCGUGCCCCAAUGCAAAUGCUUGUAACCAGUGUUCGUGUUGGCAUCGUUUUGCACCAGGUUUUUCUUUAGAAUAAUUAUAUAAUGGAUUAGUUAAGCGAAUAACAUUCUCACAUGGAUACAUACUAUACGAGAAAAAAAUCAUCUGAGAGCUUUCAGUUGGACUGAUGAGUUUUAACUGUUGUGGUCUAGUUAUAGCCAACCUGUUGAAUAUUCUGUAAACUAAAUAAUGUGUAUAACUUUAACCCUUUUAUUUCUUUUUCCCAUGACUUAUACUUCUUUUUAAAAUGAAGGGAAAUGGUGUUUUUGUAAGGAAGACAUCCAGGAAGUCACUAGCCAUAGGCUGACAAAAUCCAACUCAGAAUUUAGAUACUAAGGCACCUAUGGCCAUGCAUCUCCUAAAACGAGCUAUUAUUUUUGCAUGUGCAAUACACAUUUUAUUUAUUGUCAUUUAUCAUUUUACAUGGAGUUGUGCAAAAGAAGGGGAACCCCUGCCUUGCGGACAGUCAGUUCUAAAGGUGCCUGGAUUUUAGGGGCACAGAAGCGCAUUUAUGUUUAUAACCUGCUGCAUUUACUCUUUUUCAAAACCAAAACCACUUGUUCUCUGUGCAUUCCUAAAGCACUUGAUAUUUGCACAUUGGAAUCCAAGGAGAAAAAAUUCAAAAUGUAAUAAAAACAUGAGUGGAUAGGACUAAAUUUGGAAACAGUUCCUACCCACUUAUGGCAAUGGCAUGCUCCCAGUGGUCACUUGCCUGCAGAAGGAGGAGCAUUGCCAUAUCCAGAAGUAUUCCACUUCAGGUGGGUUUCAAAUUGUUUUCAUUGUUUAAACCCCAAACUUCCGUGUCCCUUAAACUUGAGUAAAACACAAGCUUAUUUGCACUAAAGAAUGUGGCCAAAAAUGAAAUUAAAACUAGGACAGGGUCGAGACAAGGAAUUGGAACCUCUUGAAAAAAUUGGUUCUUUGGGAAAAUUUCACAUUCGCACCCCCACCUCUAUUUUGAAACUGUAUGGUCCAGGCAGAAAUGUUUGCCAGUUCACUAAUUUAAUAAUUUAAUAAUGAUGAUAAUGCACUUUACCUUUUGUAUAUAAUAUGUACAUUGCUGCUGCCUGAUGGGUGGAAUGUGCUUUGGUAAAUAUAUCUAGUCAGUAUCUAUGUAGAGUGUUCUUUUGCAUGUAGAUGUUUUCUUAGAGAUAUUGUACUCACUAGAACCCAGUGAAUUGGUGUUAUAGAGGAGAACAGAAAAAAAAGAAAGAAAGAAAAUUAGAAAUCUCAGAAUCAUUUAUAGUGAACUUUCAAGUAAGCUUCACAUCUGUAUUCAUCAAGGCCUAGAUUCAAUAAAAACAAAUUCUUACUUGGUUUAGUAGUAUAACAUUGCUCAUUAAGGAUUCCCUCCAAAUUCGUUUUGGUGGUUUUCUUUAAGCCAUCCUAGUGCUGAUGGUAAUUCCAAGUCAGGCUGUCCUUUUUCCCCCUUCUGGUCCAUGCAAAGUGCAAAGUCCAUGGCAAUGGUACUAUUGAUCAUAACCAGAGGGGAUUGUGGAAAGGUACUCUGGGUGCUUUGUUAGGAUCUUAAAGUUUGUUCAUCUAGCCUGGCAGUGUCCAGAAAAUAGAUUCUCACUCAGUAAACUGAAGAAAUGAGUGGGCAUGUUCAAGAAGCCCAAAAAGCAGACCUUUGAUUGGCCAAAAUCCAUCCCAGAUUGUUAUAAAUUGGCACAAGUUGGACCUUGCUUCAGCUCCCAGCACUGGGAAACCCCAGGGCACCCUUCCAUUUUGAUUUCUGUGUGAGAUGGAUGACUGAAAUAUGGAAUAAUUGUAACUCAACAGCUAUGUAUGUUUCCAAGAAAGAAACAGUGUUCCUUCUUGGAGUGCUGAUGUUUGUUAUAUGUGUGUAUAUAAGUACAUAUUUAUGAAUAGGCAUACUAUUUUCAACUCUAUUUCUAUGUGUUUAUAUUGUAGUUUUGCAAAUUUUUCAGUGAAACAAUCAAUUUAGCUGAGCUGCACAAUUUAAAGAUGAAGAAAGACAGAGAUACUUCAUUUUUAGGGGGGGAAACAGCUUUAUAUCACUAAAGGUCAUGCAUAUGUCAUUUUCCAUCUCUUUAAAAUUCUUUUGUAGUUUAUUUGUAAUUUGGGGGAGGGGAGGAAAUAGGACUCCUUUUGGCAUUUGGAAAAAGGAACCCAGUGGUUUUCUAAAAACAAUUUUUAGUGAGUUUUUUUAAAACUAAAUCUCCACAUAUCUUUCAUAGGAAAUACAGUUUUAAAACCCUUUUCCUAGCUUUAUAAAUGAGGGUUUGCUGUAGCUCCCCACACUGUUCCAAGUCUGUAUUUAUAUGCUAAAAAACUGUGAAUAUUUGGCAGGAUAAAAUCAUUUCAAGAUCCAAAAUAAACCAGAGUUUUAAACUGGCUUCAUACCUACACAAUUCAACAAAACCAAGAAAGUUCUAUUCCCCGUUUGUCACUGCCAGAACAAAAUAAUUGCACCCUUUUUCAAAGCAUAUUUACACAUUACUUGAAUAUGUGAGGAGAAACCAAAGGGCUGUAGGGAUAAAGAAUGCAUCCAAGUAUCUGGAUUGUAGAGAGAUGUCAAGGAAGGAAUGUCAGAGCUGGGGAGCGAGGGAAAGGGGACAUGGAGAGGAUGCUGACUUGGUGCUGGACAUCCUUUGGUGCCAGAACAUUUCUUGAUGAAAUGAUUCUCCCCUCUCUCACUCUUAUUAUGUCAUUAUAGUGUAGGAGACCCCUUUGGUGUAGGGAAAGAGGAGCACACACGGGCCAAUCCCCAGCAUCUACUCAAUUCCUGAUUCCUACGUCUGACUUAGACUACAAGAUACAGAAUUGUUCCUUCUCAUUUGAUGGGGCUUUAUUACCAUCGAAAUCAUCUCUAUUUUAGAUGCACUAUCUUCAGGAGCAUUUCCAUUUUUUUUAUCAUUGGUAUAGUUGAAAUAUAGCUAAGAUGUUGAUCCUGUCUACACUGUACUUUUGCACAUGUGUGAAAUUGGCUAUGUAUUCCCUAAUUUUUUUCCUAAUAAUUUUUCAAAAGAAAAGCACGUAUAUAAAAGUAUUUAGAAAAAGUACUUGUAUAAAUACCAGGACUUGUGUUCUCCAUUUAAAAGUACUCAAGGAAUCUUGUUAUUUCUGCCCAAAUCACUCAUUCACCAUUUUUUAUCAUCAUCCCUAAAUGAUAUCACUCAGAAAAUGGUUGAGGCUGAAUCAGAGAGAAUUUAGCCCUCCCCUGCUUUAGAUCUCUACAUGUAAUUAGCCCCAUGCUGUAGGCUUUACAUCAUAUUAAGAGACUCUCCAUUUUUAUCACUGAGACUGUUCACACAUUUCAGUCUUCUCUGAUUCUUUAUGACCCCACUUGGGGGUUUUCUUAUUAAAGAUACUGGAAUGGUUUGCCAUUUCCUUCCAGCUCAUUUUAUAAAUAAGGAAAAUGAGGCCAGCAGGGUUAAGUGACUCACCCAGGGUCCCACAGCUAAGACGUAUCUGCGGUCAGUUUUGAACUGAGGAAGAGGAGUCUUCCUAACUCCAGGCCUGGAGCACUGGGCACUUUGACACCACCUAGCUACCCCAUCACUGAGACUACUAAGUCAGAAUUAUCUUUCAUCACCAGCAGAAGGCCUCACCAGGCCAACUGUUACUAUCUAUAAAAGCCAAUCCAGGUGGCUUUCCUGGAUGCUUUCAAUUUACCAACACAAGGACUCUAGACAUUGCGAUUUUUUUCCAGUCAUUUCUUCAAUACUAAACAUUUGCAUAGCCCCUAAGCACUUUGUUCACAAGAAUCCUGUGAUGUGAUAUAUAUCAUGCUACAAGUAUUAGCACCCCUCUUUUAUAGAUAACAGGAGCCUUGAAGAUAAGGGACUAGUCAACAAGUCCCCCAGGGAGUAAGAAUCUGAGACGGGACCUAAAUCCAGAUCACUCUUCUCACUCCUUCUAGGCCUUGCUAACUUCCUGUGUCCAACAUAGAUGAAGAGUUACUGGUCUGUACUUGGGUCUAGUAAAUAAGUAUCCCAGCAUCCAUUCAGAACAACGUCUCUGUAAGGUGGGCCUAGAAUUUGAGAAUACAUCACCGUAUUCAUAGAAAAUGAAAUGGCAUCGAAAUUUCACAAAAAUCUAUCAAACUCUUUAUAAUUUAAAGAAAGGAAGCAAAUGCCUUUUUUCCCCUUAAGAUGUUAAAAUACUUCUGUAGUUAUGAGCAAGAUGUCCUUUUUUGUGAAAUAAGAGCAUGUUAGAAGACAAAUAAUACUUCCAGAAAGGCAGCCAUGGAAUAGUUAUCAGUAUGCUAGAUUUUGAGGCUUAGGAUAUGAGUUCAAAUCCUGGAUCUCUCAAUUCCCUGUAUGACCUGAGGCAAGUCACUGAUCCUCAAAAAAAGGAAGGGAGGGACUUUUGGCUUUGCUAGGCCUGAGUUUCCUCCUCUGUAAAACUUGAGAAUUCAACAAGAUGUUAUAUAAAGUGUCUCCUGGCUCCACUGAGUAAUGUCUAUUCUGAGGGCUUUCUGAUUCAGUAGUCCCAUGACCUCUCCAAGUUCUUCAGACUUGAUGAAAGUAGAGGAAAUAAGACAAUCCCAAGCGACCUAAGCCAUGUGUUUGGCAAUAAAGCAGACAAGUCAAGAUCCAAAAGGAUCCCAACAGGUGAGGCCAUUGACCCAAAUCUCAUAAAAUGCUGUUCAGCAGGAGUGAACUUGAUCAAGUCUUCCAUUUGGAUACAAAAAAUUAAUUCCGUAUGGACAAUGGGUUAUUCCGGAAAGGGUCUGGAAGCUUAGAAGGACUAGCAGCUCAGAACCAGGCAGUACUAGGAUGUGCCCAGAUAGCCACAAAAGAAAGCCAUAUGACUUCAGCCUACCUUAGGAGAGACAGGACUUUUAGACAUGGAAAGGUGACAGUCCUUCUGCCCUCUGCCCUGAAACAUUCAUUUCUUUUUUUUUUUAAACCCUUACCUUCCAUCUUGGAGUCAAUACUGUGUAUUGGCUCCAAAGCAGAAGAGUGGUAAGGGCUAGGCAAUGGGGGUCAAGUGACUUGCCCAGGGUCAUACAGCUGGGAAGUGUCUGAGGCCAGAUUUGAACCGAGGACCUCCUGUCUCUAGGCCUGGCUCUCAAUCCACAGAGCUACCCAGAUGCCCCCGAAACAUUCAUUUCUGAGCACCACAGUUUAACAAAAAUGUUGAAAAGCUAGGGAGUCUCCAAAGGAAGAUAUCCAGGAUAGAGAAAGGUCUGCGUCCAUGUCAAAUGAAGAACAGUUGAGGGCAUUGGGGGUAUUUAGCUUGGAAAAGAGAAGAUGCAAAGAGAUCACUCACUGAAGGGCCAUUGUGUGGAAGAAGGGUAGAAUUUGGCCCACUUGGCCCCAGGAGCAGUGAAGGGAAGAUGAAGCUGAAUGUCUGGACAAACCUAUCCCAGAUAGCUGUCCAAAGUGGCUUGGGUUGUCUCAGAAGGUGAACUCCUUAUCCUUGGAGGCUGAACCUGUCAGGUAGCUUAUGGCAAUUCCUUAUAUCCAACCAAGACCUUAUAUAACCAUCCAAGGCAGGUUGGACCAGGGUCACUGAUGUUCCUUCCCACUCACAGAUUCUCUACGUGGGUGAUUCCUCAUUGCUAAAGGAGCUAUAUGAAAGAGGGAAAAUUCACUUUCAUGGGAAAACUACUUAAAUAUAGGCCAGUGGAAACUUUCUGGGAAUGCUUACUUUCUUAAUUUGGAAGGAUUUUUCAUAGUGAUAUUGGUUUUUUGAUGCUUCAUAUGCUGAUUAUUUCCUCAAAAAAAUCAUUCCUAUAGGCUAUAGGAGUAACUUCUAUAGGUUCUCUACUUGGUGUUCAAGAUUGGUCAGUCUUUGUUUCUUACUUCAACACUCAUCAAGCUUGGCUCUCAUUUUUCAUCGUUCUCUGGGAAAACAUAGAAAUGAAGAUAAUGCUGCAAAAUGAGUUUGAAUGGUAUUUAGGAUCAAAACUUCCCAAUUGAAUAGGACUGGAAGGAAAUGACCUCUGUUGGUUUUGUACUGGGAUAAUAUCAUAAAUCUGAAAAAGCAAGCUGCUAAGAUUAGCGCUUCUUGGUUGUGGCCACCAAAAAUGAUCAAGAUGUUGUGUGGCCUUAAGAAGGACAGAGCUCCCAGGAUUAGGGAGGUGACCUUAACCACAUCUGGAAUUCUGUGUUCAGCUUUGGAAGCCAUAGUUUGUGCAGAGUCUUCAUAAUCCAGAGGAGCCCAACAGGAUGGAAAAGAGCUUUUGUAUUUCUUUAUCUUUCUCCCCAUUCUCUUAAUGCCUCCCUGGGUCACCCAUUUAUUUGGGGGAGUUAGUCCCCAUUUUGCACUGAUGCCCUCCCUUCUCAGUUUCAUUGUCCAUCCAACUUCCUCUCCUUCCCCUUACUCCUACAGGCUAGGCUGUCCAUCUUUAGCAGACAAAGCAAUUUUGGUUUGGAACAUUUGCAGGAACUUCCCCUGGGAUGUUGGGAUUGUUCUUCAUAUGCCUCAGGGUAGAGGAGCAGCAACCACCCUGAAGACAUUUCUCCAUCCUGGUUAAAGAAAACCACUCUUCUAAAGGACCAUCCAAGUCAGAAAGAUAUGGACAAACAUUCGCAUUUAGAUAACAUUUCCAGAAUACUUCUUUCUUUUGCUCAUAAAAUGUUUUCCUCUGAUGCUGAACAUUCUCCUCCCUCCUUUCUUUUUGACAGCAUCCUGAAACAGGUCCUCAUCAAUUUUAAAACUGGUAGGCCAGGCUUCCCUGUCAGACUCCUGGAUAUAGCUUUUGAUUCAUACUGCUCAGUCUUGAAUUUUGUAUCCAUCCACAUUUUGCUCUGCCUCUUGUGAGUUCUUCUAUCCUCCCUCCCCUUUUUUAUUUAAGGAUUCUUUCCAUAGCCUUCCAUAGAUGUAAAACAAGACUGCCUUUUCUCUUUCUCCUGCCAUUUUUUUAUGAUGUAAUCUUUUAUAUUCAGGUCUAAAUCUUAAAAGCAUUUAAGUAACCUUUCUAGGGACAACUAGGUGGCUCUGUGGAUUGAGAGCCAGGCCUAGAGAUGGGAGGUCCUGGGUUCCCAUCUAGCCUUGGAUACCUCACCAUAUGGCCCUGGACAAGUCAUUUAACCUCCAUUGCCUAUCCCUUACUGUUCUUCUGCUUUCGAAGGAAUACAUAGUACUGAUUCUAAGAUGGAAGGUAAGGGUUUAAAAAUAACUUUAAUAAAUAACUUUUCUGUUCAGAUAGUAGGAACAGUUAUAAUAACUGAGGCUCAAAAGAGUUAAUAGAUAUAAAGCACUUUGACAACUUUAAAGGACUCAUGUCUAUAAUCAUUAUCAUGGUAGAGUCAUGGAGACCUCAGAAAUGGAAUCCUCCUCUAAUACUUUGACUCUUGGCCCAUCAAGAGGCUACAACAGCUCUAGAAAGGGUUGGGUCAGCUUUAGGAACAGGCCAGCCACAGUGUAGAAAAUUGAGUUCAGCCCUCUUCUAAGAGCCUCACAUGAGAAGGUAAGAAAUGGACCUCAUCUUCCCCAAAGGCAGGGCAGGUUCCAUUUAAGUUUUAUCAUCUUACAAAAAUCCAUAUUUCUAUUCUUAAUAUUUUUAUUUAAGAAGCAUGGUAUCAACACGCUCUUUGGGAUCUAGUUGUUAGAAAUUAUAUUCCAACAUCUUCAUUGACCCUUGUUGGUACUCUCUUAAGUCUGUGCAUAUUCCUGAUGAGUCAGAGCUGACCAAAUGAAUAAAUGCAUCCAUCCAUGAAAAUGCCACAUUUGAGUGUGUUCAUGAACUCUCCCCAGCCCAGAGCCUGCUACUCUGUAUGACUGUUACCCUCCUACUCCAAAUGAUGUCUUUAGGUUUAAAAAGACUUCAUAGACUAAAGAAUCUGCCCAUCACUGGGGAUACUAAAUAUCAGAGGACCUAGAAACCCCUACGGUUUUCUCUUUUUUCCCUAACCUUCUGUUUUAGAAGUAUUACUAAGUGUUGGUUUUAAAGCAGAAGAGCUAUAAGGGUUCGGUAGUGGGGGUUAAGUAAGCUGCUCAGGGUCACCCAGGUAGGAAGUGUCUGGAGCCAGAAUUGAACCCGGCCCCUCCUGCUCCAGGGUUGGGACUGUCUCCACUGGGCUACAGAGCUGUCCCAGCACCUAAGGUUUUCAUAACCUGUCUUGAAGGCUGACAUUUAUCGGUAGUUUUAAGCUGUUUCUCCACCAAGGGAAACCUGUAACUCAUUAGGACUCAUUGUUUUACGCUAUGGAGUUCAAUUCGGGCUGUAUGCUAAAAUACAAGCACGUGUUUUAUGGCGGGUGUUCAUUCUUUGGAGCGGUUAGACUCUGUUAUGGUAAAAGACUUAAUGGCUAAGAUAUAACCUGACUGAUUGACCAACUGGCGUCCAGAAAGAAAAAAGUAAAUGGAAACUUUCUGUACCCAAAAGGUUCAAAGGACAUAGGAUUCAAAUGUCAUGUUUCUGCCGAGAGUAAUGAAAGGUGCCUUCCAGAGGGAGUCUCCUGUUCACCACAUUGAAUGCCGUUCAUGUAGGGCCCCUCGUCGGAGACUUCUGGCUGGGUGCAGACGGAUAAGUGGGCACCAAACGCCCUUCCCUCUCGAGGUUCUGUAAUUCUUUUAAAAGAACUUAUCUCAGUGGCAAAAAGCCCUUGCGUCAGCAUAAGAGGACCUGGGUUCAAUUCCUGGCUUUGCAACUUACUGCCUAUGUGGCCUGGGCAAGUCAUUUAGCAGCUCUGGGCCCCAGUCCCCUUAUCGAUAUAAUUAGGGGGCAGCCUGGAGGUCUCUUCCAGUUCUCUGUGGGUGAUCCUUUUCACCUUUUUUUCUCGAGCAUAGUAACAUACCUACAAAUUAUAACUCUAAUUUAGAUGCGGCAAUUCAGAUAAAAGCUCUGUAAGUCUGAUAUUUGCACGGACAUAAUUAUGUGGGUGGACCUUGCUGGAUUGGUGAGCCAAAGUACAAACUGAAGUACCCACAACAGCAGAAUAAAAUCAGUGUGUGGGGUGGGGGAAACAACAGCAUGUGCAGAAGGAAGGCCCAGAGCUAUUUCUGCUCCACAGGAGGCAGCCUGCACUGCUUUUCUUUUCCACUUUUCUUUCAUCUCUGCGGUCACUUGAUUGCAAUUUAGUUCCCUGUGCGCAUCCUCCGUUUUGGGGCUGCGGUUUGAUAUGCUGUAGACUUUAAGAGGGCCUACCGAGGCUGGUAGAGCCACGAAUCCCAACAUCAUCCUGCCAGAGGGGCAGCCCCAGGGCCUGCACCAGAGACCUGCUUGUACAAGCCUGUGUCCCUCUCUGCCAACCUGGUGGUUGCCCUAAUUGAGCUCAAGGCGUUGGUUUGAAGCCACUCCAUUUGUUCUCUCUCAUAAUAGCUUCCUUUCCCAUUACCCAGACCUCCAGCAAGCAGAUCAUACCUUUUGCUCAGAGCCCUGCUAAGAGCCCGGGUGUAUUGCCCCAGUUCAGCUGGCUCUUUUUAGAUCAUGUCCCUGCUCUGACCCCAGAAGGCCAGAGGACCAGGGCUGUUACUCCCUCAGACAGGCUGUCCAAGUUCAUUUGGUUCCCUUUCUCCUUCCCCUUCCCUCUUCUUCUUUCCCCACCAGAAGGUUGAAGGAAAUGAAAAGUGUUUAACUUGGAAACAGGGAUGGGCCUCUUUGUCCUCUAACUUCCCUUCUUGGUGAAUUAGCCAAAGGCAAAGCUCGGCCCGGGCAGUAUCCCCCAUGGCUCCCACAUGGCUGGUUUUUAAUAAAGGCUUUUUCAUUUCCUUAGCCGUAUGUGCCAUGUACAGGUUAGUGCAUACAGAUGGAGCCUUCCUAGGCAAGGAAACCACUCAGCAAAUAUAAUGCCCUUUUCUUCUAGGUUUUCUGACAGAACAUUCAGGUCUUAACUGAGCCCACAAGUUUAAGUUGAAAUGGUUUCCCUGGCAGCCAUUCAGCCACCCCGUCCCCAGUCCUCAGGCCAGUGCCUGGUGCAUACACAGUAGGUACUGAGACCGUCCAUCUCCUGAACACUGGUGCUUUUGACCAGCAUCUCCGGACUCCAUCUCCUGUAGUCCCAGUAUUCAGUGUCUUCUUUUUCAUUGGCUUCAUACCCACCCCACUUGAUUUGAGUGUUUUGGGUGAUUUUUCCUCUUCUUAGUAUUUCAGCUUCCCCAGCCUCAUUGGUCAUAUUUCUCAGUUUGCCUCCCCUGCCAUCCAGUCUUAAAGAUGCUGAUCCAUUCAUGUUUUGUGGACAUGUUCUUCUGUCUCAAUGUGAACUUAGGACUACAAAGUAACUACAUUUACUUAAAUUGAAUUUGUCUAUAAUAAAAGGAGGUGUGAUUCUGGUGUCAUCAGGAUGGAGGCUGCUAGAGAUCCCAGAUUCCCUUGGAUUCCUGUCAUUUUGGUGCUCUCCAUCUCCCAACAGUACUUGGAAUUCUGAAAUGGAUAUGGGAUCCCAUCAGCAGAGAUUCUACUGGGCUGUACACACAAAACACAAAAUGGGCCCAGGUUAGCAAUGUGGUCACCAUUUGACUCAGUGUUCCAGAAUGCCUCAAGACUAUAUAUUGUCCGGGGUUCAGGUUUUUUUCUAAUAUAUUAUGGAGGGAAUUGAUAGAUUCUCUACGAUUUAAUAGGCCCGUGUUUGCUGAACUCUUCCACAAUUUCUUCCUGAAUCAGACUGAGCUUUAUACAGCUUUGUGGGGAGUAUACUGCUCAAGCUUUGCAUAGAAAAGGCUUAUCAAUCACAAAUAAAAAAUGGCAUUUCCCAAGUGUCACCAAACAACCCCACCUCCCCCAAUCGGAGGUAAAAUCUUCAAGACUUUUCCCCUAAUGUUUCAUAUGAGGAAAGCCCUAGUGACAGUGUUGGGGCAGAGGGCCCAACCAUGUUCACUCCACAAAGACAGCAAAGUGAAGCCACUGUUAUUAAAUCAGUUAACUCGUGUUGCCCAGCCUGAAAGUUAUUUACUGGAUUUCAGCUCAAUGAGUCAUUAACCAUCCCACCAGUUUAUCAUGGGUUUCAAAGUAUUUGUGAUAAUUCCUGUUUUAGACAUUAUGAAAACAUUGAGUACUCCACGAAUCCUUCUAGGAAAAUAGUAUGGAAUUUAUUUAAAACAAUCUAUGAGAAAAGGCAGCAACAUGGCUUAUGGGCUAGAUAACUGGCUUAAGCAUCCAGAAGAAUUAAAUUCUGGUCCUUCCUCUGACACCUCCUAGUAUGUAACCCUCCCUGGGCAAAUCUCAGGUCAUUUCUUGGUGUUUGAGUCUGUAAGCGCCUGAGCUGCUGUUCUGCAAGAGUGGAGGGAAUUCUUCCCUAGGAUCUCUUAAAAUGUGUGAAAUCACAGCUCUGCCCCAAAUCUGCAAGUUCUGAAAAAUUCUUCGUGGUUUUUCUAAGAUACUGUAAAUCUGACAUUUUCCUUUGGGGAUGAGAUCAGUAUCCUGGUAUUUUUCCUGUGGGUGGUCUUUCUUUGUUCAAUUUGUUUUUCAAAUUCAUUAUCCUUUGGUUCCGGAAAAAAAAAAAACAACCCUAAAUUCCUAAGGUACUAAGUAGUAAAGGUACUAAAAAGCACCUUAGAAGUUAUCACGGCAAACCCCUUCAUUUUACAGAUGAGAAAACUGAGGCCCAGAGAGAUGUGACAGAGGCAAGUUCCAAGACCAGGUCCUCUUGUUCCCAAUUUAGCCAACUUUCCAGGCUGGGCAAAGUAGUUUGUCCAAAAACAUUAGUAUUUCUGCUGUAUUCCAUUUUUUUUUUCUUUUUAAACAAAUCAAAUGAGAGAACAUAUAAUAUUCUCUAAAGGCCAGCUAUUACCAACAAUUUCCAAAUUAGUAUGCUGUAUGCUUGUAGGUGCCUAAUAAGUGAUUGUUGAUGGAUGAGUCUUGUGGAAAGUAUAGACAUUCUACUUGUUACUCCAUUAGAAUUAGUUUGCAUUUUUCCCAUAAUAUUCAUUUUUGUAAGUGAAUAAUCUUGUAGAGAGAAACCCCAAAUCAUAUAUCCAAAUAAAUAAAUGAUAAAUCCUAUGCUUUCAUCUGUAUUCCAACUCCAACAAUUCUUUCGCUAGAUGUGAAGAGCAUUCUUCUUCAUUAGUCCCUCAGAAUUGUCCUGGAUCAUUGUACUGCUAUUAGUAGCAAAGUCAUAACAUUUGAUCAUUCCAAAAUAUUGCUGCUACUGUGUACAAUGUUUUCCUGGUUCUGCUUAUUUCACUGUGCAUCAGUUCACAUAGGUCUUUCUAGCUCUUUUUGAAAACAUCCUGUUCAUCAUUUCUCAUAACACAAUAGUAUUGCAUCACCAUCAUAUACCACAAUUUGUUCAGCCAUUCCUCAGUGGACAGACGUCCCCUCAAUUUCCAUUCUUUGCCACCACAAAAGGAGCAGCUAUAAAUGUUUUUGUACAAGUGGGUCCUUCCCCAUUUAAAAAAUUAUUUUUUAUUUCUUUGGGAUACAGACCCAGUAGUAGUAUUACUAGAUCAAAGUAUGCAUUGUUUUUAGCCUUUGGGGCAUAAUUCCAAAUUGCCCUCCAGAAUGGUUGGAUCAGUUCAGAGCUCCACCAACAAUGCAUCAGUGUCCCCAUUUUGCCACAUCCCCUCCAACAUUUACCAUUCUCCUUUAUGGACAUAUUGGCCAAUCUGAUAGAUGUGAGUUGUAGUUUGGAAUUUUUUGAUUUGAAAAAAUUCUACCAGUCAAAAGAUGGUGGAGGGAUGGGAGGCAGGGUUUGCCUGAACAGCAGUUUAAUGAAAAAAUCUGGGGGAUUAAAUGGACAAAGAGAUCCCGUGGCAUCUAGAUGCAGCCCAACACCCAUAAAGACCAAACAGUGUUAUAUUUAGAGAAUCCAGAAAGGAAAGUGGCAGUCUCAGUGUACUCCAGACCUUACUAGACAACUGUAGGAUGUUGGCAGAUGUGAAUAUGUCCAGAAACAGGUGACCAGAGUAAUGAAGGACCUGAAGACCAAGGCAUGCAAGGGUCACUGGGAAAAAAUGCUAACUUUGGGCCCACAGAAGAAGAGGCAUAGGGGGAUCAAGCUAGCUGGCUGUUAUGGGGGUGGGAAGGAAAUCAAGCUCCCUCUUCCUGGCUCUAGCAAGGCAGAGAACCUUCCCUACUCAAGCCCUGCAAAAAUGCAGUGGGGUGGGCUGCCUCAGGAAGUAGUGGGCUCUGCUCCUCUCCAAUUGUUCACAAUUCUGUCACUGUAAUUCCUUCCUGCACUGCCUGGGGUGCUCUGUAUAUGACUCUGUGAUUGGGCACAAGAUUUAUACACGGUCCCAUUUUUCAUAUUCUAAAAGAUGUGCAAAAUGAUGGUGAUCCUUUUUUAUAUAAACGCCAUAUUUAGUCUGCAGUCUUCAAAUCUUUACUGCUGGUCACACCUAUAUAAUAUCAUGCCAGCUGCCACCUAAUUCAAAAUUUAGCUUACAAGACCUCUUGUACUAUAGAAACACUCAUCUAUUUUUUCCCAGUGAAAUAAAUGGCCACAAUUCAGCCCUCAAAGAAGACUCUUUUGUUUGAAUUUCCUGUUAAUAAAGGCAGCCAAUACUGGAUGGGACAUGUUUCAUUAGGGCAAGCAUACAGAAACAUGGCAGUACUAUUGUCAAACUUGAAUUGCAAAAGGAAUCAAAUAAAUGAAGGAUUACACUUCUCUAAAUAAAAAUUUUGCAACUAAUUAUUAAUUCACUAGUUUCCAAUACUUUCUAACAAGAUCCAUAGUGUGGCAUACUAUAUAAAGACACAACCUCAGUCAGAAAGGCCUGUGUUCAAAUCCAGCUACAUGCCCCUAGACAAGUGACUUGACUUGUCUGUAUUUUAACCAACUUUCUUUUGGGAUUUUGGGGGAGUUUUCGCACAUGCUUGCAAACAAACAUUUUAAACAUUCUUUUUAAAAAUAAUUUUGAAUUCCAAAUUUUCUCCCUCCCUUUGUCCCCUCUACCUUCCUUGAGAAGGUAAGCAAUUUGCUGUAAUUAUACAUGUGCAGUCAUGCAAAACACAUCCAUAUUAGCCAUGAAAGCAACUCUCCUAAGAAGAGGUUCUUAACCAGUUUUGUGUCCUGCUCCCUCUAGCAGGCCAGUCAAGUCAACAAAUUGGAUUUAUUAAAUGCCUACUAUGUACCAAGCACUAUACUAAGCAUUCGGUGAGACCUAUGAACCCUUCUCAAAGUAUUUUUAAAUGCAUAAAAUCCAUAGAAAAGAAAACCAAAUAUUUUUAAAUAAAGCUGUUAUCAAAAUAUUGAUAAACUAGUUCACUGACUUCAGCUUAAGAUUCUCUGCAUCUAAGUGGCAGAGAAAGUAACAGCCUACAUUGGUAGAGGGAGAAUCCUCACUGGGAGUUCCCUAUGUCAAUGAAGUCACCAGUCCAAUCCAUAGUUUUUUUCUGAGAUUUUUCAUCUAUUUUAUUUCUAUGAUAUAGCAAGUCGCUUUGAAAUCAGAGGACUUGGGCUCAAAUAUUGGCUUCAAAACCUUUCUCCUUACUGAAGCCCAAAGCAAACCUCUUUGUUGAAAACAGACAAUAAAUGUCACUCACUCUGUAAAGGGAAAAGACAGCCCAUCACCUUCCCCAGUGAACAUAACAGCCACUGAGACUGAUCUAUUGUCAGAAAGGCUCUUUCUAUCUAAGGAUAGAAUCAGUGAUGCACACUCCUUGGCCUUCCACCAGCCUUAACUUUGUUGGUGGAGCCUCCAAGGAUGCACAGUCAAUUUACAAGCAUAAUUAAGAACCUAAGUGGAGGUGACAAACAUUAUGCUAAGCGCUAAGAAGACAAGAGACAGCCAUGAAAUGGGUCCUGACCUCAGGAGCUCCCACCCUAUAGGAGAAACAACUUAUACACAUACAAGUAUACAGAGAAAAAGAAUAAAGACCAGUGAAGACCCUUUCCAACUCCGGAAUCAUUGUAAUCUGUCUACAAUGCUGAACCAGCCACACCAUACACCAGCAUCAAUUUAGAUUGCCAUUUUUCUUCACUAUAAAGAAAAUGAAUGGGAUAUUCAGGCAAAAUGAUGGGUAUAUUUUAAAUUGUCUAAUAGAAUAAUGCAAAGAGGCAUCCAAAGCUGCCUCUUGAAGCUGUGUAUUGAUAAAAUGGGGAUGUAUGCCUCCUAGCAGUGUUCAACAUUGUCAUUAAGAACCUCCCAACACUGAAAAUGAAAGAGCUUCUCCCAACUGAUCGUGAGGUCCUCCCAUCUCGGAGCUUUUUGGUGGGUGACAUUGUGCCGACUCCAUCAAGAUUACCAACCCAACAGAGCUCCCAAAGGAGACUUGAAGUUUGAGGUAAAUAUCCACAUAGGAAAAAGAAAAACCAAGCAGUUGAAAAAUGUCCAUUAUCCCAACUUGGAAAUGCUACUGAAUGGACAGCCUCUAGAGUUCAUAAGUGCGGCAGACUCUACAGGUGAACAGCAGGAAGACCCAGGAUCAAAGAGGAAGCGAAAAGCAGUCUUUGCCCUGGGGGAAGGGGGUUGCUAUAUUUCUUUUUUUUUUAAAAAGAGCAAUAAGGGCUAAACAACGGGGGGUCAAGUGACUUGCCCAGGGUUAUCUCAGUGACAUUGGAUGUCAUGGAAUCCUGCCCUUUCCAAUAAUUGAAAUAGAAAACCAUUUAAAAGGCCAUGAACCAGGCCUAGAGAUAGGAGAUCCCAGGUUCAAAUCUGACCUCAGACACUUCCCAGCUGUGUUACCUUGGGCAAGUCACUUGACCCCCAUUGCCUAGCCCUUCCCACUCUUCUACCUUAGAACCAAUGUUCUAAGACUGAAGGUAGGAGUUUUUUAAAAAAGGCCAGGCUCCUCAAGCUGUAACACAUUACAAACCCAACAUGUUUGAAAGGAGUGACUCUGAUGUUGCCAUUGAAGAAAUGUUUGCCAGGAAAAGAGAUGGAUGCGUACAGAUCCAAAGCAACCCAGGGGCGUCCACAUGCACUCUUGGUCUCCAUGGCACAUCACGAGAAGUAGGGGAAUGAGCCCAGCAUAUUACAUGGACACCUGGGGCAGAUUCACGGGAGAGUUUGGACAAAACUUGUCCUGGAUGGCUGGCAGGAGAGCCCACAGAUAGGAUCACAAAACUGUUGUGGAGAAAGGGGACCAGAGAAGUACUGUGGGCUAUUCUACAUGUAUGGUUUUCAGGAGUCCGUUUGCUUUUGACAAGCUUCUGUUGUCCAUCAGUUCUAAUGCCAACAUCCCCAGAGACACCCAUUCAUAACACAGUGCAUGGACAUUAACUAGAUCCAUGUAUGUAUCUGCAGUCUCAUUGUACCUCCUUCUAUCCUUACAUCUCUUUAACAGAAAGGAGAAACCCUGGUAAACCCUGGCUAAAUCUACUAAAAAAGACAGAAUUUCAUUGUGAAUAUUAUGGUCCUCCAUAUCAAACAUAUCAAUGUCACUAGUCCUUCUCAUUGCCACAGAACAGGUUUUAUUCACCAGAGCAGAUUCCUAGCCUCAUUUUAGCCUUCAGAGAUAGGAAAUCGAUGCUAUUUGUCAUGAGCAUUGCAGUGUUAGAGCCAGGCACUGGCAUUGCUAAUCAUCCCAAGCAUAUCAAACACCCCUACCAACAAAUGCUUUUCCUGUGCAAGGAAGACAGCCCUCUGUGCUAUAGAAGACUUUCCCCAGACUCUGAUUCCGUUGGGUGUGAGGAUUGCUUUCCUGGCCAGGGGCUGCAUUGGGGGGCAUGAAAAAGCUUGUCAAGGAAGGACAGGAAAUACUUGGGAAAUUACUCUUGGAGUACUAUCAUGUUGAAAUUAGUCCAUUUGCUUUCUUCUGCACAGGCCAGGGGUUCUAUUCUAUUCUCAACCUCAGUAACUUCCUCUGAAAUGUCAUGAAGAUUCGGUAGCAUGAGACUAUUUAACUGGCACCUGUGUCUAUAUUUUUAUUUUCUAAGAUACUAAAGUGAUUGAUUAGGCCCAGUUUAACCUGAUUCCUUUGUGGCAGUGUAGCUAUUCUCCAAGCCGCAAGGUUAUGAGGCACUGCUUUUAUUGUUCUAUACAAGUAUUGCACUUCAGAGAAGAAUAUUGUCACCCCUCAUGAUCUCUUGCCUUGAUUAGAGUAGCAGCCUUCAAACUGGCCUACUCUGGCUUCUCUCCUCUCUGGUCCAUGUUUCAUAGAACCCCCAAAACAAUCUUUCUAAUGUACAUCUCUAGUCCCAUUCCUCCCCAUUGACAUGUUCCUCUAAGGCCCUCUGGAGCACAGCUGUGACCUUUCUUUCCAGCCUUAUUUCUCUCCAAACUCAAUCAUUCAUCCUGGGCUACAGCUGACCAAACUCUUAAGCUGGUCUCUGAUCUUCUUCUUCCUCAGUACAAAGCACCCCCAUGCCUGGAGAGCACUCUCCACAUCUCCCAUCUGUUAAUGUUGACUGGCUUCUAAUCCUUCAAAGACCAGCUUAAAUGCUAUCUUCUCAAUGAAGCCUGCCCUUCUUCCUUCCUUCUCCCAGCCCCAUCCCUACAUAUUAGCUCUGCCUCCUUUGCCCUGUCAUGCAAACUUAACUUAUUCUUUGUGGUGUCUGCCUUGCCACUCAGUCAGAUUUAAAUUAAAAACUAUACUUUUUAAUUGUAUAUCCAAAGCGCCUAGAACCUUGCAGGCACUAUUAGUGUGUCUGCCACCAAAUCCAAAUGUUGCUCAUGUGAAAGAAGUAAUCUUUGGUAUGUUCUCAGAAGGAAUGCUGCUGGAUCGAUCCUCAGCACAUGGCAGCCCUCUCCAGCCAUGGAAUCAGUAGGCCUGGCUUGAAAACUAUGGACUUCACUUAAAUCCAGUGAAGCCUCCUGCCCAUACACCCUCUGUUUGCAAAAUACUUACUAAUGCCAAUAAGAACUUGAUGAAAAAGGGACCUUUCGUUUUUGUCCUGUUCCCUAGUUUUUAAGAUUCAUUCAAUGAAGUGACAUUUUAUCAUCCUUUGUUCCCAUUCUUGGGCUUCAUUCCCGGAUGUCCUAUGACUAUAUUCUCGUCGUAACUUGCAUAGACUGUGUCUAUGUAAAUGCUUGUGUAGGAAGACUAAGAAUCAAUGUCUUCAAAAACCUAUUGGCUUGAUUUCCAAUUUUAAGAAGGAACUGUUAAGAGUUAAGGGGCUGACCUUGCAUCUUACACCCUUGUUUUAUUUAUUUAUUAUAUCUAAUCUGCUUAGAGUUUGAAAGAGAGCAAGAGUACAAAAGCUAGCUUAAUGCAUAAUCAGAUUGCUAAAAAUUGGCUAGCUAUAAGCCAUUAUGAAAAAAAGAGGUCUUUCAUGAAACUCUUAUGUCAAAAUAUUCAAAAAGCUUGCCAAAACAGCUCGUAAUGAUGCUUUUCAGGCCUUACAGGGAUGCAGGAGCUAAAUUAAGGAUUGAAUAAUCACAGUAGCAAAGAUCCUUAAAUGUUAUGAAAAACUGUUGGUUUUUGAAAGUUGUAAUUAUUUUCUGGUAAUUUAUCUUAUGCUAGAUUUGUAAAAUUGUAGUUCAGUGAUGUUUAAAAAAGGAAUGUGUAAACCACCUACUUGUCAUUGCACAUAUAAGAGAAAUGUAGCAUGAGCACUGUGGCACCUUGGUUAAGGAACAUGUAAUUGCUGUUCCCGUUUCUUCCUUCCUCCCCAGGAGCCCUUCUGCCCAAACCCCCAAUCAAGGCUGGCCUUGGGUGAUGGUAGUGGUAGUGGUGGUGGAGAGGGGAGUCUGUGUGUAUGUAUAUGUGUUCUGGGUAUGCCCCAUUGUGGGGCCAGUCUUCUCCAUUCCCUGAAAGAUUGCACAUCCUUUUGCUGUUAGCACCAAGAUGUUUCUCCCUUUUUAUAUGUCCCUACCUUCACUCUCAUCCCAUUUUUUUAGCAUUUGCCCUGGCAGAUAUUUAAAAUUCAUCCUUUGGCCAUGAGAAAAGAUCUGGAAUAGUCGCUUCCUGGAGUCUGACUUGAAUAACUUGCUGGGAAGAGAAUCUCCAAACAUGCAUUUCUGUAGCUUCUAUUUGUUGUAACUGAGUGGAUGGUAACUAGUCAGCCUCAGUUUACCCUGAACUCUGGGGCCAUCAAGACAACCAAGCCCACAGGUCUGGUUCAGAAGGAAAGCCCAGUAAAACCAAAGAACCAUAAAGACCCUGGUGGGAACUGGAACAGUCUAGGGUGAUGGAUAAUAGGCCCUGUGUUUUAUGGUGGGAAAUGACAAAUCUAAGUUUUAAAAUAGAAGAUUUUUUUGGAGGGGGAGGGGGCACGGCUUUGUUGUGAUACCAUGGCUGAUGAUGCUGAAAACUGGUAUCAGUAUUGAAUAAGCAAGGCUGAGAUCGUCAUUGAGAUUCUGCACACACCGUUGCAAUAAAAAGCAUUCGUCGUGCCUGCAAUUAGACAUUUAAUGUCGCUUUUCUCUGGGCUUUCUCAUUUAAGAUGAUACAUUCAUUUCAGAUGAUAAAACAUUCCCACAGGUCAUUCAUUCAAAUGAAUGGAAUGAUGGCCCAGAUGGCAACAGCAGAAAACGUUUGCUUUUCCAUGCAAGGGUACGGAUGGAGCGAGCUCCUCCUCUAGAUACCCUCAUCCUUCCAGAAAUCUCUUGGAGAGUUACAAUCCCAUCAGGUUUUAAACUGUCCAGUAUUUUACAUAACUUUAAUGUGGGCCAAAAGUUCAAAUGAAAUAAGAACCUCCAAAGCUAUGCUAGUCUGAUAUGUAGAUGCCCUCCAGACUGCUAAUUUGAUUGUUUAGUUUCUUAUUAAGCCUUAAAAUGCUCUUCGAGUUUAAAAAAAAAAUGAAAUGAAUUACCAGGAAGAAAAGGCACUUUCUCUUGGCCUGGAACACAUCUAGAUUCGACUGAGGUAUUCUUUAUUCUUUGAUAGCUUUAUCAUAUUUUCUAUUUUUCUAAAGCCACUUUAUAGAAGCACAUGGCCAGCUAAAACUUCUAGGUAUAAUACAAAUUGAUUGUGUAGGCCUUCCUUUGUAGGUAGCUAUUGGAAGUGUGUGUGUCAAGUAGAGAGAUGGGAGUUUGGGGGGACUUACUGACUAUCAGAGAGGAAAAUGCUGAAAAUUCAAUGGCAUCUCAUCACUUUAACCCUUUUUAGAUUGUUUGCUAAGAAAAAAUAAAUUCAGUAAUGGAAAAAUUAUGAUAUCCUGUCUUUAGCUGCUCACCAAAUAGUAGGGCUGUCAAACUAGCCCAGCCUAAUGACAUUUUCACUCCCAUUGAGGUUUUCUUUCAGUGUUAAGCCUAAAGCAUUAACCACUGAGCUGUAUUUUCCACCAAGCCCAAAACAGGCACGCAUUUUGAGUUGUAGACUCCCAGCCAGCACUGCUGAGCUACAGCAGGAGCGAGUGGGCGGCAGUUUCUGUCAAGGUCAUGCUAAGGAAAUUAGGCAGGUGCCCAUGAGAUGAAUUUGUAUGAGAUUGGCUUCAUUCAAGGAGAACAUGGAGGCAUUUGUUUGCUUCCCCCUUCCAUAAAAACUCCUCUUCUUUCCAGAAGGAACAGUUAACUUUUAGCCAAGAAUUUUCUUGCUGGAAGAAUGGCUCAAAAGAACAAAAUUUGAUUGUCCCUUGAUUCUCCUCUGGUUGUGGUCAUUUAAAAAAAGUUAUCAUUAAUGGCUAAGAAAACAACAUUCAUUGCCUGUGACUCUUCCCUUAUCUGGUAGUCAUCUUUCAGCACUUCUUCACUCCACUAUUAAAAGGGAAAACCAUAUUGUAGUCACUGGCUUUAGUAAAUGACACUGAAAUUAGUCAAUUUUAUCACAAAGGAGCCUGCCUAUUACCCAGAAGGCAAAUUCAUUGGCUUCUGGCUCCAUUUUGUUUGGUAGCAACAUUCUUUGUGUAAUGCUUCUGGUUCCUUUUGGAGGGGCUAGCCAAAGGUGUAAAGCCACAGCGUGAUCGAUAUUUAUUGUAAACCUAUGGAAUUCUUUGUGAUGCUAACCAAAACUCCUCAGACAUCUGUGAUGGCUCCCAUGUUCCUUAGGAACUUUUGUCUAUUGUUUAUUUGUUGUGAAGGUUUGGGUCCAAAAAGAACUUAAAUAAUGACAAGAACCAAAUGAUGUGUUAUGCUAGAGAAACGAUGAAGAAAUAUUGUUAACUUGGGUAUGAAGUCGAUUUUGUUUUCAUGCAAUGUAUUUCACUAUGUAGUUAGGACCUAAGAAUGCAUCUGCCCUGUAACUUCACACUCUUUCCCAACAAGUCCUGUUCUGUCCCAAAAAUUAUAGUGUAGAUGCAGAAUUCACAUACACAUACCUGCCUAAGGUAUAGUCAGUCCUCUCUUGGUGUGCAAAUAUAUUCUGCUUGGCAUUUUUCUUUGUGACUGGAGUAUAUACCCAUCUGUACUCAUAGAGGCAGCAUGCUACAAUGGGGAAAAAAGCCCAGGAUUUGGACUAAGAGUUUGAAUCAUGUUGCUGCCACUUACUAGCUAUGACCUCAAGCAAGGCACUGAACCUCCCAAGGUCUCAGUUUCCACAUCUGCUAAGUAAGAGAAUGGGCUUCUGUGUCCUUUAAGGUUCCUUCCAACUCUAAAUCUAUGAUCUUAUAUCAGUUCCAAUCUUAAAAUAUGUUGAAACUGGCCUGGACAGAAGUACCAAGUCAAGGCUUCACACAAGAUUUCUUGGCAGAAAUUUUAUCAAUAAAAUUAAGUAUAAGUUGUCAGAGCCCGCUGUUAAUUUAUAUUACUCUCUUUAAAAUACUACACCCUCCUUUAACUCACUGUUUCUAAGCUGAAUAAAAUGACCACAGCCUUUCUAGAAAAGAAGAACUCAGCAGAAUAACUGUGUCCUGGCUCAGGUCUCUUACUAUUCAGUUUUAAAGACCUUCGAUGAGAAAAAGGAACCAAAGUUGAUUAUACCCCCAUUCCAACUUUGCCUAUAGUUUUCCCCAAGAAAAGGCAAGUUGAUUGGCUCUGUUGACAUUGAGUUUGGCCGUGAUCACCGAUCACAGGCCUUGUCUACCAUGCCAAAGUAGCCUGGGCCAGAGGGAAUUGUUUUAUUCCAUUUUUGUUUUCCUACCAAAUAUUUCAGCUUUCAAAUGGAUACCUAGCAGUGCAGAGGUAGAGAGGGAUACAGAUAUGAAAACACUUUAUGGAAGAAGUCUGUAAAUAUAGGACCUGACAGUCCAAAGAGGAAUGAAAUCAUUUGAGGCAUCCCGUCUGGAAAGGGACAUCUCUACCCUGGGAUUCUUCUAGUUGCCAGUUCUCAGCUCUCACAUACAAUAAAUCCAGGUUCUCUUUGAUCAGUGACUGUGUUGUACUAGAUAGAAAAUGCAUCAGUUGCCUUGUCUUGUUUUUACUUGGCUCUAGACAUUGUUCUGCCCCCAUUUCCCUAGUCUACGUGUUUCAGUGAUGCUUGUGAACAGUUAGGUCCUCAAACUCUGUGGUGCUAUUUACUCCUUCCAUACCCAAUGGUGCUUUUGUGGAUGCUAACUGUGUACUUGUGGAACAGAGCUUGAAAUUUAAAAUUCUCUCAUUUAUCUGUUUGUAUGAUGUAAAACAAAAUGACAAACUUGAAUUUGUUUCAGCGUAUCAUUGACAAUCAAAUACAGUGGGGUGUGUGUGUGUGUGUGUGUGUGAAAGAGAGAGAGAGAGAGAGAGAGAGAGAGAGAGAGAGAGAGAGAGAGAGAGAGAGAGAGAGAGAGAGAGAGAGAGAGAGAGAGAUCUGGGAGGGUUGGAUUGCUUUUUUCAGAAAGCAGCUCAGAUCCAAUAUAAAGGUAGGGCCUUCAUCUCAGCAAGAGAUUGGCCCAGGUUUGAGUUCCUUCUUCUUCCUGAGAAUACUUCAGGGUGAGCCCUUUGCAAAGUCCUUUAGUCUGAUUGGCCUUAAGGGUGCAACCUGAUUUACCCCCUGAAUCUUGGAACAGUGAUCCUUCAGAUUGGGAAACAAGCUAGGGAAGAGAAGAGCACAUCUGAAGCCUUUGGAACAGCAGGAACCCUUCCCCAAAGUGGCCUCUGUUGGGGUGGCAGCACAAGGUGAUUGCUCUUUGACAUGAGGGAUGCCCUAAGUUGAUCCAUCUAAAAGAUGGCAAGAAAAAUAACCAAGAAAGACCCAUGAAGAUUUUAUGUCAGUGUAGAAAAACCCACAGGGUCAGGAUGCCUAGGUGUGGCAGCACCCACACAGGUACACUAUAGGCAGGGGCAGUCCCCAAAUAAGCAAGGGGAUGGUGGAAUGAUUUGUGCACUGACUUGUAACAUUUCACCUGACCUCAGAGUGAUCUUCAGAACAAAAUGAGGACUGACAUUUAAGUGAUGCACCAGAUACAGCCAAAACAAAAUAAAAAUGCAGAGAAUUGGUCAGGAAAAUCCAUGGAAAGCAUAUCCCCAAAGUGUUAUAGUCCUUUCCUUAGAGUGGUCUAAAAAAACCACAAACAGAACUGUGAGGAGCCAUAACCAGUAAGAGCCUGCCCACUUGCAUCAAAACAGAAAAGAUCAAGAGAAACAAUGGAUUUCUUUCUCUGACUCAGGCUUUUAAAAAUGAGAAAUCCAGAGUGUCUAAUCAUCACCCUCCUAAAGGCAUUUUAUUUCCACUGUUUUAUCAGCAUUGAGCAUGGGUGCAAGAGUGCAUAUAAGCACACAUACACAAUGAUAGAAGAUCAAAGGACUGAUAAAAAAUUGUAGCUUACCUAUAGAAGAUAAUUCCACUAGCCAGAUGAAAAACAGAGAUUGUGGGUGGUCACCUUAAUGCAACAUCAAAUCUGCUCCUAGGGGUUAUUGGAGAACACAUGAGCUGCUUUUGGGCAGGGGGAGGGGAAUUAAAUCAAUAUAGAUCGCUAUCUAUAUAUCCAGAUUUGUAUCUAAUUGAAAUGGAAUCAUUUACCCCUGCUGUCAACCAAAUUCACUUAUUCUUGUUCUUCACAAUAUUUGUCCUGUCACAAUAAAUUUGCUUACUUGUGUAGUCAA